GCGGCAGAGCGGCGACUGGGUUAAACACGAAGAAGAUGGAAACGCGCGUGACGUGAGCUGAUGAACCAGGAAGAGGGAGAAGAAGCUGGAGCGGAGACUCAUAAACAAACACACCGAGCAGAAGAACAGCGAGAAUACACCGAGAAACAGCAGCGGACAGCGACAUGGACGACACACUCUUCCAGCUCAAGUUCACCUCGAAGCAGCUGGAGAGACUCGCCAAGAAGGCCGAGAAAGACUCUAAAUCUGAGCAGGCCAAAGUAAAGAAGGCUCUGCAGCAGAAGAAUGUGGAGUGUGCGCGUGUGUACGCAGAGAACGCCAUCCGCAAGAAGAACGAGGGCCUGAACUGGCUGCGGAUGGCGUCUCGAGUGGACGCGGUGGCCUCUAAAGUGCAGACGGCGCUCACUAUGAAGGGCGUGGCCAAGAACAUGACGCAGGUCACCAAAGCGCUGGACAAAGCCCUGAACUCCAUGGACCUGCAGAAGGUGUCGGCCGUCAUGGACAAGUUCGAGACGCAGGUCCAGAAUCUGGACGUACACACCUCGGUGAUGGAGGACUCGAUGAGCUCCGCCACCACCCUCAGCACGCCGCAGCAGCAGGUGGAUGAUCUGAUCCUGCAGAUCGCGGAGGAGAGCGGCCUGGAGGUGGAGGACCAGCUGAGUCAGCUGCCGGCCGGAGCCUCCGCCCUGGGGGAGACAUCAGCCCGCGCACAGGAGAAGGAGGACCAGCUGAGCCGACGGUUGGCUGCUUUACGCAACUGAAGAUCUUCAGAAUCACUCAAUCUGUGCUGUUUGGACUUUAUCAGAGGAGGAUUUUUAUAACACACACGCACACACACACGCACACACACACACACACACACACACACACACACACACACACUCCUCUCGUCUUCAUGUUUGUUGUUUUCUGCUGUUUUGCAUCUUUAAGCUGAGCGGCGGCGGCGAUCCCCUCACGCCUUACUGCACGAGCAGUGCUCCACACGUCCAGUGCCUCCGCCACAGAGUGUGUGUUUGUGUGUGUUUGUGUGUGCGUGUGUGUGCGCGUGUGUGUGUGUGUGUGUGUGUCCUCUUAUCAUCUCUGCUUCACUCCUCCUGGUGUUUUCUUGUGCGCAUCCGUCAUGUAAAUAAGCGAGUGUAAUCUCCGUCAGCGCUCAGUGAUCCGCUGCUUCUGUUUCUGUAACUUUAGUCAGAGGUUUAUUUACUUUAUAUGAGAUUCCUGAGGAGCAGAUUCAACACACACACACACACACACACACACACACACACACACACACACACACUGUUCAUUACAGUACAGAACCACAGCAGAUACACACGUCUGCAAUGCUGAGCGCCGUUGUGGAGAUCCCUGAAGACAGAACACUGAGAUUAUGUGGAGUAUUGCUGCAGAACACACACAUACACACACUUUAAUACCGUUAGUGUGUGUGUGUGUGUGUGUGUGUGUGUGUGUGUGUGUGUGUGUGUGUGUGUGUGUGUGUGUGUGUGUGUGUGUGUGUCACUGUAUGAAGUGCAGAACACAUGUAUAUGAUCUUUUCUGUCAGUCUGAUGUGUGUUCCUGUCAUUAAUGAAUAAAGCUGAGUUUUGGAGGA
Messenger RNA from Danio aesculapii, 1594 nucleotides. It is a transcript of the gene chmp1a, whose product is annotated as charged multivesicular body protein 1A. Gene Ontology annotation, cellular component: ESCRT III complex; multivesicular body. Lineage: Eukaryota; Metazoa; Chordata; Actinopteri; Cypriniformes; Danionidae. Gene Ontology annotation, biological process: endosome transport via multivesicular body sorting pathway; protein transport; late endosome to vacuole transport. The transcript is spliced from 6 exons. Bases 165 to 761 code for a protein of 198 amino acids. The record is from RefSeq and is a predicted model, not a curated record.